AUGCUCAGUACGUUAAAAGCGCUUUUUGCGCCCAAAACUACAGCAGCGGUCAACCCCGGGUCACCUGCCCCUGCUUCGACUCCGGUACCUGCCCCUCCAGCGAAGGAGGACAAAUCAAAUGAGAAGAAAGAUGAAGAAAGAAAAGAAGAGAAAAUGGACGAAGAGAGGGCAGCCGAACCGGCUCCUGCUCCUACGCCAGCACCGGCUCCUACCCCUGCCCCAGAACACCCUAAACCAGACACCAAACCAGAGGAUCCAGCAAAUCAUGCGACAGAAGGCGAGGAUGGUGCACCUCCAUCUAUCGUCAUCAACAGAUAUUCUGAUGAUCACCUGCGAGGGAUCGUGAGGAGAUUAAGAGAAAGGGUCGAGUCUUAUAAAGAGAAAGUCCUCGAUCCCUACGCCUCAUCACCGGAGCACAGCCCACCAGUCACGCCGGUUUAUCGAAAGCCAGAUUGGCUCAAAAUGCAGGAGGAGGAGAGAAAAAAACGAGAGGAAGCCGAGCAGAAGAAGAAAGAAGAAGAUGCAAAGAAAGCAGCUGCAAAGAAGGAAAAAGAGGAAAAAGAAAGAUUAGAGAAAGAGGAAAAACUGAACGCUGAGAAAGAGAAACUGGAGAAGGAGCAGGCAGAGGCCAUCUGUCCAAAAAUCAGGUUCACAUGUGUAGACACGCUGCUCCAACCAUUAGAAAACAAGAUGGACUCGUACUUAGGGAUGACCAUCGAUCAGUUUACAGAUCGUCGAUAUAUUAAAUGGCUGAGUGUCGUCACGGUUGCUUUUAACUACAAUGUUUGGUUUGCCACGGCACGCUUGUGUUUUCCGUACCACACGCCAGGAGCGAUCCCUUUCUGGAUAUUCUUUGACAUUCUGGCAGAUCUGGUGAACGUCUUAGACAUCGUCAUCUUUCAGCCACGCUUACAAUUUGUGAAGGCAGGAGACAUCAUAAAAGACAGAGUGAUGACAAAACAGAAGUACAGAGAAUCUGUCAGGUUUCAGACAGACCUGAUAAGUAUUAUACCAUUCGACUUGCUGUGUUUCCACUUUGGAUUUACAUCACUUUUCAGGUUAAACCGGUUCAUACGGUACGAGUCGUUUUUUGAGUUCAGUGACCGUUUAGAAAGCAUCAUGGCUAAGGCUUAUAUCUGGAGAGUCGCCCGCACUACCGGAUAUCUCCUGUACUGUCUACACCUCAACUCUUGUCUGUACUAUGUGGCGUCAGAAUAUGAGGGACUGGGCAGCACUAAAUGGACAUACAAUGGGGAAGGAAAUGCGUAUCUCCGAUGUUAUUAUUUUGCCACCCGCACCCUGAUCACUAUCGGAGGUCUUCCAGAGCCCCACACUCUCUUUGAGAUCAUCUUCCAGCUGGUCAACUUCUUCACCGGCGUCUUUGUUUUUUCCAGCUUAAUAGGACAGAUGAGGGAUGUCAUCGGAGCGGCCACUGCGGGUCAGACAUACUUCCGUGCCUCUAUGGAUAUGUGUGUGGCAUAUAUGAACACCUACACCAUCCCCAAACACGUGCAACACAGAGUGCGUACAUGGUACAACUAUACAUGGGACUCUCAGGGCAUGCUGGAUGAAUCUGAAUUGUUGGACAAAAUGCCUCUGGUGAUGAGAACGGCCAUUGCUGUGGACAUCAAUCUUGCCACCUUCCAGAAGAUUGAUCUCUUUAAGGGUUGUGACAGUCAGAUGCUUGUGGACAUGUUAUUACGCCUGAAAUCCAUCGUGUACUUGCCAGGAGACUUUGUGUGUAAGAAGGGUGACAUUGGGAGAGAAAUGUACGUCAUCAAAGCUGGAGAGGUGCAGGUUAUCGGUGGACCUGACAAUACCAUUGUGUUUGUGACGCUGAAAGCAGGUUGUGUGUUUGGAGAAAUCAGUCUAUUACAGUCAGCAAAGGACGGAGGCAACAGAAGGACAGCGAAUGUAGCCGCUCAUGGAUUCGCCAACCUCUUUGUGCUGGAUAAGAAAGAUCUGAAUGACAUCCUGGUCCACUAUCCUGAAUCCCAGAAAGUUCUGGCCAAGAAGGGACGAAAACUGAUGAAGGCCAAAGGUAAAGGUCCUGUUCCAGAUGAGAAAGAGAAGAAAAGAGGAUUGGACUUGUUUGGACCCAAACCUCCCACUCCCAAAAUGCUUCGUGCUUUUGGAGGAUUUGGAAAAGGAGGUUUAUUAGCGAAACUUAAGGCUCAGGCUGAGGCAGAGAAAACAACAUAAGAAAUUCAUCCAUUGCAUCAUUUCUCCAUCUACUUUUAUUAUUUAUAGUCUGUUAAAUUACACAAACACUGUCCACCAAUAAUCUUGGAUACGUUUUGUAACUGGUUUAGCAUUGUUCUUGUCAACAAUGACUGGUUCUUCUGGGCUUGGU
Triplophysa dalaica is the source of this 2353-nucleotide messenger RNA. RefSeq names its product cyclic nucleotide-gated cation channel beta-3-like. The record is from RefSeq and is a predicted model, not a curated record. The transcript is spliced from 18 exons. Gene Ontology annotation, biological process: monoatomic cation transmembrane transport. Lineage: Eukaryota; Metazoa; Chordata; Actinopteri; Cypriniformes; Nemacheilidae. Bases 1 to 2202 code for a protein of 733 amino acids. Gene Ontology annotation, cellular component: photoreceptor outer segment; intracellular cyclic nucleotide activated cation channel complex; plasma membrane. Gene Ontology annotation, molecular function: protein-containing complex binding; intracellularly cAMP-activated cation channel activity; intracellularly cGMP-activated cation channel activity.